Molecule: messenger RNA, 4586 nt
Organism: Bactrocera latifrons
Lineage: Eukaryota; Metazoa; Arthropoda; Insecta; Diptera; Tephritidae
Gene: Nup154
Product: nuclear pore complex protein Nup155
Exons: 2
Coding region: 316-4530 (1404 amino acids)
Biological process (GO): protein localization to nuclear inner membrane; transcription-dependent tethering of RNA polymerase II gene DNA at nuclear periphery; protein import into nucleus
Cellular component (GO): nuclear pore; nuclear pore inner ring
Molecular function (GO): structural constituent of nuclear pore; protein binding
Source: RefSeq, a predicted model, not a curated record
AAACAAACAUUAAAGCAACCUUGGUAUCAUUAGGUCUCGCUUAAAAUUUUCGCCGGUGUGGAGAUAUUUUGUGCGAUUCGCGGCAAAACGAGUGUGCGAAUGUUUGGCCAAUAUAAAUAAAAUAAUUGUGUUGGGAAUAUAUUUUUAGUGAUAAUAUCUGCCUAAAUACUUGCUAUUAAAGAGAAACCUUUCGGAGAAGCUUUACAGGUCUGACAAGAAAAAUUACAGGCCUUUCGCAAUAAUAUCUAAUUGCACGCGGGAGAUAUCCGACUUCCCAGACUUCAUUCAUUUAGUUUAUAACAAAUUAUAGAUAAAAUGCCGUCAAUGAGUCCAAUAGAUUUCUUGGAUAUGGCUGGGAAUAUAUUGGAGCGAAUGGAUAUCAGAGAUAGUUCGUCUCCGGGUUUGCUGGAUGUUAAAAUAAAUCUUACAGGAGUAGCACAGCACGGUUUUGCAACAGCUAGCGGUUUAAAUGAUUAUGAUUAUCAAAAUAUUUCGAGUUUAUCAGUGGGCCCUAAAUCGGCGAUGCAAGUACAUACAGUCAAUAAAAUUCCUAUUCCCUCAGAAAUUUUAGAACAUUUCAAACAUAUAAAAUGUCAUUGUAUGAUGGGAUUGUUUCCGGAAAUCGGUAGAGCAUGGCUAACGAUUGACUCAGAAAUCUAUAUUUGGACAUAUGAACAAGCGCGAGAUGUUGCUUAUUAUGAUGGACUGAAUCAUUUAAUUGUGAGUGUAGGUUUGGCAAAACCCAAACCCGGAGUUUUCAUCAACGAUGUGAAAUACUUAUUAAUUUUGACCACCCCAAUUGAAAUUAUUGUUUUGGGCGUUACAUUUGCGGAUACCACAAAAAUUAUUUCUUCUCCAAUGCGAAAUAUGCAAAGCACUACCACUUUUGAAGAAAUGCAGCUUAUGAAUAAACCAAUAUUUAUUUUAAAUUCAGAUAAUGUUGCUAUUAAUGUUGUGCAAUGCAGUCAAAAUGGACGAAUUUUCCUCGGUGGUCGAGACGGUUGUCUUUAUGAAAUCGACUAUCAUGCUGAUUCCAGUUGGUUCGGAAAGCGCUGUAAAAAAGUAAAUCAUUCUCAGAGUAUGGUAUCAGCAAUGGUCCCAAGUUUUCUUAAACUUUUUGCUGAGAAUGAUCCCAUAGUUAAAAUCGUAAUCGAUGAUAAUCGGCAACUACUAUACACGCUAACAGAAAAAGGAUCUAUAGAGGCGUGGAAUAUGGGUACGGAUUGUGGUAGUAUGCGUCGUUUUGCGAGGGUAUCACAAAAUGAAAUUACACAGCGCGCCAGCAGCAUAUUAAAAACUGUUGAUAAUUCAAUAUUUACCAAAAUUAAAUCAAUUUGUCCCUUAUCAAACGAUGAUAGUCAAAAUUUAAAUUUACUUGCUAUUACGCAGUGUGGUGUACGAUUAUUUUUUGCUGCAAGGCCAUUAAGUUCAUCACAUAACCUUAACCAACAAUCGCAGCUGCAACAAACACAACUUUCGCAAACUUUACAGAUGCAGACAUCCACUAAUUAUCAAAACCCUGGAUCUUCUGGAGGAGCAUCGCCACAGACGACACAAGAUUGCAGUAAACCACAGGGUUUAUAUUUAUAUCAUGUCCGUCUUCCACCUGGAUAUACACCGAACACCACUAUAAAUAAGCCAAAGCAAGUUCAUUCGGCAUAUUACAGCGAAGGAACACUACUGUUAGUAUCAACGUCCCAGCAGGAUCAGGAUCACUUAUGGUCUAUAAGUUCAGCACCAUUUCUUAGUCGACCAUACCUGGCGGAAGCAACAGCAAUGCUUAAUUUAGACGGUAUAGUAUGGAGCUUAUCUGAAGUACGAGACAAAUGUGAGUCAACUAUAAAUUCAGUUUUACGCAAAGCGAAAAAAGCUAAAAAAGUGGUGCUGCUCACAAACCAAGGUGCUCAUAUUAUCGCCUUAUUAAAGCCUGUCGACAUACUCCAGCAGCUACUGACGGCAUACAAUGGCCCUCACAAUGAAGCUGUUAAAACUUUUUUCCAAAUACAAACGGAGUGUGAGGCGUGCACAACCGCAUUACUUAUAGCUUGUUCAGAUCAGUAUCGCAACACUGAUCUGGCAUUGUGGGCGGCACAGGCUUUUCUAUUAUACGGAGGAGAACCAUAUUAUCAUUUUCAAAUGCUUGCAAAUACACAAGCAGGAACAACAAAAAUGAACCCUAUGAAUCCUCCACUAAAUAUCACGCAUCAUGGUAUUGACCGUAACUCGCCGCAAAUGUUUGUCUCAACACCGAUGCCACAUGGUGGGGGUGGUGGCUAUCAAAUAGCUCGUUCACCACAGUUACCACUUUCAAUGCAACAGUCUCAGUAUCCACUAAGUCCCAUAACUGGACAAGAUGCAGGUCAUGAUGGCUUGAUCGUCAAUGACUAUUCUACAGUAAUAUAUUCUGCAAAACAUGAUGGUUUAUAUUUAUAUGUUGCUCGUCUACUUAGACCAAUAUGGAAGAAACGUUGCGUGGACACAAAUUUAUGUACUACAUUAACGCAGGCCGAUUGUACAUUAAUUUUGGAAGAUUUGUUUUCGCUCAAAGUAUUUAUGGAUGCUUAUACUGUAAAUGACUUAUCUGGAUUCACACGUAAUACCUACUCCACUCAAACGAACAUUUCAAAUGGUUACAGUCAUAUGCUAUCCUCGCACAAUCAACUAACACCACACGAUCAAAGAACUGUCACAGAAAAAGCGCAAAAUGAAGAGAAACAAUCACUGAGCGCUUUAUAUCAAUUGGUUAAGCAUGUGUGCGAAGUAAUGUCACUUUGGAAAAUUCUAUGUGAACAUCAGUUCCAAGUACUUGCUACUCAAUUGCCCAAAGAAGAACAAACGACAUUAAGUUCCUGUACAUUUCGCGAUCUAACACUCACUCGCACUGAAUCAUGUGCUUUGCUAAUAGCUACUUUAAUCAAUUCAUAUCUCAAAGAUAAUGCAAGCGUUAGUAUAAUCUCAGCCAAAUUGCGCGAAGUAUGCCCCAAUUUGUAUCGUCACGAAGAUGCUGUCACUUUUAAAGCUACUGAAAUAUUGCUAUCGGCUAAAAGUUGCGAAGCAUCUGAGGGAAAGCACGAAAAACUUAGGACGGCUCUACAGCUUUGUAAGGAUGCCGCUCCUAAUCUACCUCUACAAAAUAUUUGCCAACAAUUUUCAACUGCCGGUUUUGGUGAAGGAGUUAUUGAAUUAACUGCAACUUGUGCAGCAAAAAUCGAUCCGGAAGAAUAUGGUAUCCGGUAUUAUAAUAGUGAUGAGCCCACCGAAGACACUGAGGGUUAUACUGCGUAUUCUGCGCGUAUGUCAUGCUAUAAAGAAAUCCGUUCGAUGUUGGAGACUGUCUAUCAGAAUCAUUGCAAUGCUAAUGAAACACAAGAAUUCGAAUUUCAAAGACAAAUGUGUGAUACCAACGAAAAUAGUUUUAGCGUGCAAAUACGCAAAUUAGUGAAUUUGGCAAUACAAAUAAAAGAUCCAUUACUGCAUAUAACUAUAUAUCAAUGGUUGAUGGCCCAUGAUAUGAUUUCAGAGUUGUUAGCAUUGCCAGAGCCAAGCUUAGGAGAAUUUCUGCGAAGAAAUGUCGUAAAUAAUCCGGGAAAUCUAAAUCUAGUUGAUCUUCUGUGGAAAUACUACGAAAAGAAUGGCCGGCAUGCAGAAGCUGCACAUAUUUUAGAUAAUUUAGCAAGUACUGAGAGUGAAUCCAUAUCUCUGGAUCAACGUAUUGAAUAUCUAGCACGAGCAGUAAUGUGUAUGCGUAAUGAUAGUUCGGGUUUUUCGAUUGCCAAUGGUAUCUUGUUAAAAGAACUAGAGGAUAAACUAGAAAUUGCACGAGUUCAAAAGUGCAUAUUGGAUACACUUUCCUCACAUGUAAGAACGGAUCACAAUACAGUGCAAGCUAUAGAAAAGCUUAAUUUUACGUUAUACGACAUUACACAACUUUAUCAACAAUUUGCUGAUCCGUUUGAUUUGUGGGAAUGUAAACUAACCAUAUUAAAUUGUUCGCAUCACAAUGAUCCAUUGUUAAUUGAAACAGUUUGGAGUCAGAUUAUUAAUAAGGCUGUAGAUGGCAUAGGUACUACACAGGAACGUUGCACACGCUUGUUCACCAAGAUUGAAUCACUGGUUAAAGAGUUUCGAGAGUCUGGUCAUUGUUUCCCAUUAGCGUUUAUUAUACGCGAGCUAGAAUUGAAAGCCUGCCAACUUCGUUUUCCAGAGGGGAUUGUACCUGACAAGUUGGUGGCAAUGAAUAUAGAUAUUGACCUUUUAAUGGAAUACUACUUCCGUAUGAUUUCAAUGAACGAACGUGUUUGGGCAAAUGAAGGAAAUGAAUGGCAUUUGGUGCAAUCUUCCAUACGCGUUGUGACCUUGUUAUGUGGGCAAAUUCGGUCUAUGUGGAACCGUUCUAAAGGGCGAAUUGUUGGAAAAGCACAGGAUAUCGUAUCGACUUGUUUAAGUUUCUGUUAUCAAAAGCCUGAUACUGAACAACUGCGAAAUGCGCUCAAAACAUUACAAUGCCAAUUGCAGGAUAAUUUAUUGUGAAGUUUUUAAAUUUUUUAUAUCAUCCAUCAAUAUAAACAUAGAAAUAAAAAUAGAAA